AAGUCACAAGAAUCUAUGUUAUAUCCACCACACAACCAAGAAAGCAGAUACAGCUUUCCUUCAGACCCACUGACAAUGGAGAAAGAUCACAAACCAAGCAACGCCGAGCUCCUCUCUAGCGCUAAGUUGGUGGCCGACGCGGCGAAGUCCGCACUCAACAACAAAAGAGACAAGGUCGAGAAGGGGAAGGUUGCGGGGGCCGCUGCUGAUCUUUUGGGUGCAGCCCAAGACUAUGGCAAGCUGGAUAAGAAUACGGACGUCGGCCAAUAUGUUGAGAAGGCUGAGAGUUACCUGCACAAGUACCAGACUUCCCAUCAAUCGGCUCCGGCCACUGAGCCAGAGACACAUGCAACCGGUGACAGUGAAAAAGGGAAAGGGUCUGCCGGAGGUGUUGGGGAUUACAUGAAGAUGGCUCAAGGUUUCUUCGGCAAAUAAAAUUAUACAACUUGUUCUUGCAUGAUAAACUUUGCUUUCACGUGUAUGUGUAAUAUGCAGUGCUAAUCCCAAUCUGUGUGAUAUUUUUAUUUAAGUUAUUGCGAAACCUAUUGUUGCUCAA
Molecule: messenger RNA, 556 nt
Organism: Hibiscus syriacus
Lineage: Eukaryota; Viridiplantae; Streptophyta; Magnoliopsida; Malvales; Malvaceae
Product: nodulin-related protein 1-like
Exons: 1
Coding region: 16-435 (139 amino acids)
Biological process (GO): response to heat; regulation of abscisic acid biosynthetic process
Source: RefSeq, a predicted model, not a curated record